GAGGACGCUGUGGUACAUUGGCAAGGUGAGCGAGGGCGGGAGGGGCUUGGCUGGGUCUAGUCAGGAGAGCCGCGACUUUGAGGUUCAGUGCAGCCCUAUUCAUCCCCGAAGGAUCAUCAGAAUGCAGACUCCAGUAGCUCUCCUGGCUUCGCCAGCUCUGUUCCGCUGCUGUUCUCGAGCUCUAACCAGGCCAGCUUCCUUGUCUAUAUUGAGCAGGCCAGAGACUCAGACUCUGCAGCCUUUUGGAGUUUUGAAUCGUCAGCUGGCUCAUCGGGAAUUCCAAACCAGUGCUGUCUCCCGUGAUAUUGAUACUGCUGCUAAAUUCAUCGGUGCUGGUGCUGCUACUGUGGGGGUAGCUGGUUCAGGAGCUGGGAUUGGGACAGUGUUUGGUAGUUUAAUCAUUGGUUAUGCCAGGAACCCAUCCCUCAAGCAGCAGCUGUUUUCUUACGCUAUCCUGGGUUUUGCCCUCUCAGAGGCCAUGGGGCUCUUCUGUUUGAUGGUGGCAUUUCUCAUUUUGUUUGCCAUGUGAAAGCCUUGGAGCUACGCUGCAGCUGCUGUCUGUCUGUGUCCUCUCCAGUUUGAGCCUGCCUCCCUUGCCAGGGUGUUAACAGAUUUAAACAAACUUUCUCUAAAUAAAUAAGAUUCAAGUUU
Messenger RNA from Lacerta agilis (Sand lizard), 651 nucleotides. It is a transcript of the gene ATP5MC1, whose product is annotated as ATP synthase membrane subunit c locus 1. Gene Ontology annotation, molecular function: proton transmembrane transporter activity. Gene Ontology annotation, biological process: proton transmembrane transport; proton motive force-driven ATP synthesis. Bases 122 to 529 code for a protein of 135 amino acids. The transcript is spliced from 5 exons. The record is from RefSeq and is a predicted model, not a curated record. NCBI's taxonomy places the organism in Eukaryota, Metazoa, Chordata, Lepidosauria, Squamata, Lacertidae.